CAUUGACAAUCACCAUCAAUCGCUACGUCAAAGUCAAGUAAACAAUUCUCAAUUUGUUUAUUAAAAAAAUUAACAUUCAACAAGCAAAAAUAUAAUGUAAAACACAAAUUUCUUAUAUGCAUUAACUACAUUUAAUAAAGCAAAAAUGUUAGAACAAGAUUCAAUUUCCGGCAGCAAUCCAGAGAGCGAAGAAGAGGAAAAUUCCGAAUAUGAUCAGGAGGACCACUGCUGCGCCCCCGCUCCCCCAAAACCGAACUCCGCUGGGGCAUUAAAACUGAGGUCAUGGCUCAACAAAACCCUUAAAAUAAAAAUGACCGAUGGCCGAACCCUUAUGGGUGUAUUCCUCUGUACAGAUCGUGAUGCCAAUGUCAUAUUAGGUUCCUGUUCAGAAUUCUUACCUCCAGAUCCAAAUGUAUCAAACGAAGAUGUCAGGAUGUUGGGACUCGUUAUGAUUCCUGGAAAGCAUAUUGUGUCAGUACAUAUAGAUGUGAAUGAGUAUCCGACUGGCGGACACAACACUCCUAAUACGAAUUCACAAGAGAAUUUAAAUUAUGUGUAGUGUGAUGUAUUUUUGUAAUAUAGACACUUCUUUUGUUAA
Molecule: messenger RNA, 598 nt
Organism: Anthonomus grandis grandis
Lineage: Eukaryota; Metazoa; Arthropoda; Insecta; Coleoptera; Curculionidae
Gene: Sbat
Product: N-alpha-acetyltransferase 38, NatC auxiliary subunit
Exons: 2
Coding region: 146-559 (137 amino acids)
Cellular component (GO): NatC complex
Molecular function (GO): RNA binding
Source: RefSeq, a predicted model, not a curated record